AUGCGUUUUGCGACUCUGAAGAACGGUAGCGUAGCGGCGGUCACCGGGAAAGACCAGAUGGUCCUCCUGGACGGGGUCUGCGACUCCAUGAUCGAUCUGGCGGCAUCCUAUGAGGCGAACCGCGGGGCCGUCGACCGCGCGAUCUCGGAGAAGACCCCGGCAGGCCUCGACGCCGCUCAACUGGCGGCUCCCGUGCCGAAACCGUCAAAGGUGUGGGGCGCGGCCGGCAACUAUCACCGCGGCAGCAAGAACCUCACCAGCGCCGGUGGACGGGGCGAGGCCCGGGAAACACCUCCGGACGAACUCCUGGAGCAUAUCUUCCUCAAGCCGCCGUCCGCGGUCAUCGGCCCCGGGGAGAACAUCGUCAUUCCGGCCAACGCCGAAACCGUCUUCCCGGAGCUGGAGCUCGUCAUCCUCGACGUCACCGCCCGGGGAUACGGCUCGGGUAGGAACCUCAUGGGCACCCGCUGCGUGCGCAAGGGCUUCGACACCUUUGCGCCCGUAGGCCCCUGGAUCGUCACCCGCGACGAGAUACCCGACCCGCAAGCGCUCGACAUGCGCCUUUGGGUGAACGACGACCUGCGGCAGUCGGCCAGCACCGGCGGCAUGAUCAACGGCGUCGCCCGGCUGGUGAGCUACCUGUCCGAGGUAGGGACGCUCUAUCCCGGCGAUCUGAUCGCCAGCGGCAACCCGGACGCCCCGGCCUUCCAGAAACAACUGGCACCCGGCGACGAGCUGACCGCGGAGAUCGACGGGAUCGGCCAGCUCCGGCUGGGAGUGGCCCGCGCCGGCUAG
This is a messenger RNA of Geodia barretti, 795 nucleotides long. The record is from the annotation of a GenBank genome assembly. Lineage: Eukaryota; Metazoa; Porifera; Demospongiae; Tetractinellida; Geodiidae.